Lotus japonicus is the source of this 2253-nucleotide messenger RNA. RefSeq lists its product as uncharacterized. Gene Ontology annotation, molecular function: GTP binding; signal recognition particle binding; ATP hydrolysis activity. The transcript has 10 exons. Bases 159 to 2036 code for a protein of 625 amino acids. NCBI's taxonomy places the organism in Eukaryota, Viridiplantae, Streptophyta, Magnoliopsida, Fabales, Fabaceae. Gene Ontology annotation, cellular component: signal recognition particle receptor complex; endoplasmic reticulum membrane. Gene Ontology annotation, biological process: SRP-dependent cotranslational protein targeting to membrane. The record is from RefSeq and is a predicted model, not a curated record.
GUGCAUAUCCCACAUAUAAAACCACUGAACCAACAUUCACAAAUUCCAAUUAUUUUUUUCUUUUUUUUUUUUCUCCAUCUUUUCUCGUUUUCUUUCAUUCUCCGCAGGUUUCUGAGCUCCGAGGAAAACAACAGCAGGGUAUUUGCUAGUUAUCAAGGAUGUUAGAGCAGUUACUGAUAUUCACCAGAGGAGGUUUAAUCCUCUGGACAUGUAAAGAACUUGGGAAUGCUCUGAAAGGUUCACCUAUUGAUACCUUGAUCCGUUCCUGUCUUUUGGAGGAGCGAUCCGGUGCCGCGUCGUUUAACUAUGAUGCCCCUGGUGCUUCCUACACUCUCAAAUGGACCUUCCACAAUGAGCUUAGCCUUGUGUUUGUGGCUGUGUAUCAAAAGAUUCUUCAUUUGUUGUAUGUGGAGGAUCUGCUUGCUAUGGUGAAGCGCGAGUUUUCGCAGGUUUAUGAUCCGACGAGGACUGCGUAUGAUGGAUUUGAUGAGACUUUUAGGCAGUUGAAGAUGGAGGCCCUGGCUCGCGCUGAGGAUUUGAAGAAGUCGAAUCCGGUGGUGGGGAAUGUGAAGAAGCAAGGAGGGCAGGGGAAUAAGAAUGGGUUUGAAGGAGGGAAUAAGAAGAAGAGCGAUGGUUCUGUGAAGAAUGAUGGUGGCGCGGAUGGUGAGAAUGGGAAAGGUCGUAAAUUGGAGAACGGGCACUCCAAUGGAAAUUUUGUUGCUUCUAAAGAUACUAACAUGAAUAGUGUUAAUGUGAAUGGUAGAGAGAAUACGAGCUCCGAUGAUGUCGGGGCUUUUGAUGUAAAUAAGCUUCAGAAGCUUAGGAGUAAAGGUGGGAAGAAGACAGAUACUGUUGCCAAGGCCUCCAAGGCAGAGCCAAACAAGAAGGUGACAAAGAAAAAUAGGGUUUGGAAUGAUGCUGCGGUUCCUGAGAAGAAACUGGACUUUACGGAUCAUUCGGGUGAGGACGGAGAUAGGAACAUAGACUUUGUGGCUCCAAUUCAAGGCGAAAGUAUGAUGGAUAAAGAAGAGAUUGUUAGCAGUGAAAGCGAGGAUGAGGAUGAGGAAGAUGAGGAUGCGGGGAAAAACAGCAAGCCUGGUACUAAGAGCAAGGGUUGGUUUUCAUCCAUGUUCCAGAGUAUUGCUGGGAAGGCAAAUUUAGAGAAGUCAGACUUGGAACCAGCUUUGAAAGCUCUUAAGGAUAGACUCAUGACCAAGAACGUGGCUGAGGAGAUAGCUGAGAAACUCUGUGAAUCAGUGGCAGCAAGUCUUGAAGGAAAAAAGCUAGCUUCAUUUACAAGGAUAUCUUCAACAGUGCAAGCUGCAAUGGAAGACGCACUUGUUCGAAUUUUAACUCCUAGACGCUCUAUUGAUAUACUAAGAGAUGUGCAUGCUGCCAGGGAGCAAAGGAAACCAUACGUCGUUGUAUUUGUUGGUGUUAAUGGUGUUGGAAAAUCAACUAAUCUAGCUAAGGUUGCUUACUGGCUUCUACAGCACAAUGUUAGUGUUAUGAUGGCUGCUUGUGACACAUUUCGAUCAGGGGCUGUUGAGCAGCUCCGGACCCAUGCUCGGAGACUUCAGAUCCCCAUAUUUGAGAAGGGCUAUGAGAAAGAUCCUGCCAUCGUGGCAAAAGAAGCAAUUCAGGAAGCUUCACGCAAUGGUUCAGAUGUGGUUCUAGUUGACACUGCUGGUCGUAUGCAGGAUAAUGAACCACUGAUGAGAGCACUGUCAAAACUCAUCUACCUCAACAACCCAGAUCUAGUCUUAUUUGUUGGAGAAGCACUGGUUGGUAAUGAUGCAGUUGAUCAGCUUUCGAAGUUCAAUCAGAAACUUGCGGACCUCGCAACAUCUCCUAAUCCAAGAUUGAUAGAUGGGAUCUUGCUCACAAAGUUUGACACCAUUGAUGAUAAGGUGGGAGCUGCACUUUCAAUGGUUUACAUAUCUGGAGCACCUGUCAUGUUUGUGGGGUGUGGACAGUCUUAUACUGACCUGAAGAAACUCAAUGUCAAAUCAAUAGUGAAGACUCUCCUUAAAUGAGGGGCACAAUUUGGUCUAUGUUAAUGUUCCCUUGCAAUGCUGUUCACCUGUCAUGUGUGUUUUCUGUUUGAUGAUGAACUUGUUUGUUUAUCCCCGUUGAUCCCAUAACAUUACAUUUUAGGAAAAACUCUGUGGCUGACUUUUGAGGCAAUUUGGCUUUGUGUGUAACUGUGUAUUACAAGGUUUUUAUGGAGGAUGGUUUACUUUUUUUUUUCAA